AUGGCUUCAAAACAACAAACAUUAAAGAAAAAGGCUGGUUCUAAGAACAAAAAGAACAACAAGGGUUCUCAAGAACAACCUCAGCCCAAGGUGGAAGAACCAGAACCAGUGAACGAAUCGCAACUGGACGAAGACGACUCCGAUUCCGAAGACGACUCCGAAGAAGAGCCAGAACCUGAACCUGAACCAGCAGUUGAAGAACCUACUCAUGAAAAGGCGAGCAAGAAGAAAAAGAAGAAGCAAGCACAGAACGCUCUUGCAAAACGAGAACGCAAAAAACAGCAACAAAUGACCAAGGCUGGUGAGGAUAUGAAGGAACCUCAGCAACAAGGGCAGUCGCAGCUAGCACAGCAGCCGAAGCAAGAGGAAGAUAAGAAGGAACUACGAUUAAGACUUGACUUGAACUUGGAUGUUGAUAUACAAAUUCGUGCCAAGAUCCAUGGUGAUGUCACCUUGGCCUUGUUGUCGUAA
Debaryomyces hansenii CBS767 is the source of this 471-nucleotide messenger RNA. RefSeq names its product DEHA2D08690p. Bases 1 to 471 code for a protein of 156 amino acids. The record is from RefSeq and is a predicted model, not a curated record. The transcript has a single exon. NCBI's taxonomy places the organism in Eukaryota, Fungi, Ascomycota, Pichiomycetes, Serinales, Debaryomycetaceae.